Messenger RNA from Strongyloides ratti, 2511 nucleotides. RefSeq names its product Regulator of nonsense transcripts 1. Lineage: Eukaryota; Metazoa; Nematoda; Chromadorea; Rhabditida; Strongyloididae. Gene Ontology annotation, molecular function: 5'-3' DNA helicase activity. The transcript has a single exon. The record is from RefSeq and is a predicted model, not a curated record. The coding region runs from base 1 to 2511 and encodes 836 amino acids.
AUGAUUAUAUCAAAUGACAAAAUUACUAAUAAUAAAAAAAGAAGACAAACUAGUAUUAUUUUUGGUGGAGAAAAAAUUAGAAAAAUUAAUUUAAAUAAUUCUUUUGAAAGUGAAUCACAAAAGUUUAUAUGUAAAGAACCAUCAAUUAAUUUAAAAAAUGAUAUUAAAAAUAUUUCUAGUACCAUACAACUAGACUCUGAUGAUUUGCCUUCAUAUUCUUUAGAAAUUAACAAAGAGAUGGAUGGGAUAAAAAAUUGUGAAGAUGAUUUUUUAAAUUCUAUUGAAAAAGAAAAUAUUGAUAAUUUAAAAAUUAAAAACAAUUUUACAGAAAAUCAAGAAUUAUUAAUAUAUCCCGGUUUAAGAAUGCUUAAAGAAAUUAGUUUUACUGUAGAAAAUAUAUUUAAACCUUUGAAAGAAAUAGAAAAAACAUUAGAUAUGAAAGAAAGAUUUGCUCGUCAGGCAUUUUAUAGUUUAAGUUGUGAAGAUAAAUUUGAAAAUACUAAUGAUUUAGCUCAACAACAAUUUCAAAUAUUACGUAAUUUUGUUGAAAUAAUUAAUGAAACAUAUGAUAUGAAUUCUUAUACUGUAAUAGAUUUCAAAGAGUUAUAUCAACAUAGUAGUGUUGAUAUUAUUUUUAAUGUAGUUAUUAAUUUAGGAAAAUUUAUUAAAACAAUAGAUUUAAAAACUUCACAUUUUUGUCCUGGAGAACGGUGUACAUUAACAUUUAAAUAUAUGAAUUCAAAAGAAGAAAAAAAUAUUGAAACUGAAAAAAUUGGUUAUAUUGCUAUAUGUUAUUUUGAGGAUGAUAACAAAGAAGUUGAUAAAAUUUCAAUAGAUAUAAAUUUUUCCUCUGAAAUUUGGUCAAUUUUUACAACAAGUGAAGAAUUGUUAUCCUUACAUGAAAAUGCAACUUCAGUAGAAUUUUCUUUGAGUAGCACAGAUAAACUUAAUUAUAAUAAUCCACAAGAAUUAAAAAAUUUAUUAGAUAAAGCAUUCAAAACAUCAACAGGAAAAAUUAUUUCUAAAAUGCUUCUAAAUAAUCCACAAGAAUUAAAUGAAGAAAAGUCAUAUUUGAUAGAUAAAAAUUUAGAAAUUAAAUCAGUAACACAGAUAAAUGAAAAACAAAAGGAAGUUAUAAAAAUUUCAUUAACUGAAACACCAGUUAUUUUUGUAAAAUCUCCACCAGGUACUGGAAAAACAUUUAUUGCUGCUACUAUUGUUGAUAAUGAUUUUACCAAACAUACAUAUUUUAUUGCUGAAUCAAAUCAAGCAUGUAAUUCUUUUGCAAAUAUGGUUAAAAGUUUAAAUUCUACAAAAUUGAAACCUCUUAGAUUAUUGUCAAAGAAUGCUGAAAUAAAAAAAAAUAAAGAUAUUUAUUAUGAGGAGGAACAUGUCAUAAAUGAAAUAAUGUCAAAUAUUAAAGAUAAAUUAUCUUUUAAAGAUAAAGAAAUAGUUAAUAAUUAUAAUCAAUUAAAAGAUAAAUGGAAAAAUAUUAAAUGGAGAAGUACACAAAAUCAUCAAUCUCUUAAAAAUCAUUUUGAUGAAAUGAUGAAGAUAUCCAAAAAAUAUGAAAGAAUAUUUUUUAAAAUAUAUAAAUGUAAUCUUAUUAUAAUGACAGCUGAUUAUGCUAAAAAAAUAUUUCAAUCAAGAAGUUAUAGUAAAUUUAAACCACAUCGAAUUAUUAUUGAUGAAGCAAGUCAAAUGUCAUUAAUAAAAUAUUUAGAACUUUUUACAAUCUAUCCAAAUAUUCAAUAUAUUUUUUUUGGAGAUGAAAAACAAUUACCACCAUAUAUUCCAUAUAGUCAUGAUUCUGAUCCAAAAUUAAGUAAAUCUAUACUUGCUAAAUCAAUAAUGAAUAUUGCUUUGAAAACAAAUUAUUCCAUGAAUCUUGAACUUGACUGUUCUUAUAGAAUGCAUCCUAUUAUUUUAAAAAUUAUUUCUAAAUUUUUUUAUAAUAAUAAAUUAACAUGUGGAAUAGAUGAAACCAAAAGAAAUCUAAUAACAAAAAAUUUUCCAAAUCUUAAGAAUCCUAUUUUAUUUAUAAAUAUUUUAGGAACAUUUUCUGAAAUUGGUAAUAAUCAUUCAUUAAUAAAUGAUGGUGAAGCAAAAGUUGUUAAACAAUUACUUACUUUUUUAAAGACUAAAAAUAUUUCAUAUAAAGAUAUAACAAUUAUUAGUAUGUAUAAAAGUCAAGUAGAUAAUAUAAUUGAAAAACUUGAUAAAGAUUAUACUCCACAAAUUUGUACUAUAGAUUCAUCACAAGGAAGUGAAAAUGAAAUAAUAAUUGUAUGUACAACUAAAGCUGAUACUUCAAAAAAUACAUAUGCAUCAUCUUUUUUAAAAGAUGAAAAUCGUAUUAAUGUAGCUUUUUCAAGAGCAAAAUCUGGUUUAUUUAUUUUAGGAGAUCGGUUCUGUUUAUCUGAACCUUCAAUUUGGAAUGAUAUUAUUAGAUAUCUAAGUAAAACAAAACAAUUUUGUCAUUCCGAAAAUAUGAAUUUAUUUUUUUCAUGA